AUGUCGCUACAAGGAUUGAAGCUGUCCAAAAUGUUGCACAUGAUUGUGGACCAAGUAGAAUUCUUGGUGAACUUCGACGUCGGAGAGAUUGAAGGGGAAAAAGAAAAAUCGCAAUUCAAGCGGAUGGUUCAAACACAUAAGCGGGUGGGCAUUACCAGAGAAAUGCUUAUUUGCGGCGGACAGGAGCAGUAUCGUUUUGAGUUCUGCUUGGUGCGAGGUGCUCGUUCGUAUUAG
Molecule: messenger RNA, 234 nt
Organism: Sphaeroforma arctica JP610
Lineage: Eukaryota; Ichthyosporea; Ichthyophonida
Exons: 2
Coding region: 1-234 (77 amino acids)
Source: RefSeq, a predicted model, not a curated record